AUGCUUAUUUCUGCAGCGUUCAUAGCGUUAUUGUUACCGUCGAUUUCUGGUGUGGAGUUCACCAUAGGUGCACUUGUAAGUGAUGCUAAUAUCCUUGCCAACUUUGAACGACUCGUGAACUCUGUCAGCGAUGAGAUCAACGAUAACUUGGUUCGAUUCAACGCUAAGGGAGGGUUGCUGUCCCUCAAUGCUUUGAAAGCUACGGAACAGGUGUGUUCUUUGUUCAAUGUGACAAAGGGGAGGAUGUUAGCUCUGAUCGUAUCGCAUCCCUCCGGUGCUGUCGGAGCUCCUCCACUUUCGGUCUCCUUUACAACCUCGUUCUACUACCUGCCAACGAUCGGAAUCAGCGCACGUCAAGCGGCCUUCAGCGAUAAAUACAGUCACGUUAGCUUUUUACGGACGGUACCACCAUACAGCAGAGAAGCGGCUAUUUGGGCAGAUUUAAUUGUCGCUUUCGGAUGGCGGGAAGUGUGCGUUAUUCACUCCAAUGACCAAGACGCUAAGGCCCUACUUUCAGGAUUGGAGCGUCUUUCGAUCUUGGACCCUGCGGGUAACAAAUAUUUCAAAAUUAUGCGUCAGGUUGCUAUAAACACAGAUGAAGAGGACGCAGCUCGAGUCAGGGAUUUCGUGAGCCUACUCCGUCCGAUCCGCAAUGAGCAGACACGAGCAAUUCUUCUAUUCCUUCGGCGUUCGUUUGCUGAAUAUAUUUUUGCUGCGGCCCGCAAACUCGGUAUGCUCGAUGCGGAGUGGGCGUGGAUAGUGACGGAACAAGCACUGUACGCAUCCAACAUACCACAAGGGGUUAUUGGCGUCCGACUGCUUCAGAGCAGUGAACUGGAUCACCUAGCCGAUGCUGUUCGUGUGGCUACCCAAGGCAUUCUCUCUUUGGCACGAGCCAAUCCACAUGUGAUGCCUGUACUCCAGGCAGUGAGCGCAUGUCGGGAGGACCCGCUUGAAAUACAGUCGCAUCCUACCCAAUCUGGACAAACAUAUGGUUGGAACGAAUAUGCCAGAAAGCUAUAUAACCACAUGCUUCAAGUUAAUUUUUCUGAUGGACGCACCGGCCGAAUCGAGUUCGAUCAACACGGUGAUCGUGUCAGACCGGUUUAUGAAAUUGUGAACGCUCAGUUCCCAAGAGGACAAAUUUCAGACACGGGGACAGUAACGCAAACGUCAGGCUUGAGUGGUUCAGCAUUUGGAUUCCAACGGCCUGAGCUGGUACCGAUCGGACACUAUGGGAAUCCACAGCCCAUUCCACUAUUGUGGUACUCAUCAAUACCCUAUCCGAAACUGCUCUCCAUCAAUAUGUCUGCUAUUGUGUGGCCUGGCAACCUCAUAGAUCAGCGAGCACAGUUGGUUUGCGUUCAGCGAAAUGAAGAUGGUACCUGCCGCCAGACGGACAAGCAAGUUAUUGCCUCCGCCCCACUCAGUUUCAAAAAGAAAACACAUUUGCGGGUCGUUACCGCGCUAAGCAAGCCGUUUGUGAAUCGACGUCCUAAGUUAUCGGGCGAGAGGUGCAAUGAAUCGGAUGACCCUACCCAACCGAGAAUGGAAGUUGAAUGUACUCAUACGGAUCCUGACACAGGCGUGACCAGUCAUUAUUGCUGCUCGGGAUUCUGCAUCGAUCUUUUGCGUCAUUUGGCCAACCGGACAGGAUUCGAAGUCAACCCCACCCUAUUCACCUACGACCUGCACUUGGUCGGAGAUGGCCAGAUUGGAGAGGAGGUAGUAGAGAACGACACGCGUCGAUGGACGGGAAUCGUAGGUGAGAUCCUUUCGGGGAUGGCCGAUUUGGCUGUCGCUCCCAUUUCCAUCACUCCGGAACGAGCGACUCGUGUGGAAUUUUCAAAACCAUUCAAGUACUUGGGAAUCACUAUUCUAAUCAAAAGGGAACGAGCAAAGUCCAACUUGGGUUCCUUCCUUCAACCCUUCGAAAACACACUGUGGGUCCUGGUGGCUCUCUCCGUUCAUGCCGUGGCUUGGGUCCUCUAUCUGUUGGAUCGGUUCUCGCCUUUUGGCUUGGGUAAGAUGGCGUUUUCCGACGCACAGAAGCCACCUUCCUUUCCCGAAAAACCGCCACCAUACUUGAAUAAGCCUUCAGAAGAAGCCGUGGAUGCAGGUGAACAUCAAGGUCCGCCUGACAACUCUUCGGCUACGCCGAAGGAAGGUCUUACGCUGAGUUCGGCGGUCUAUUUCGCUUGGGGUGUCCUACUGAAUUCCGGCAUCGGAGAGGGAACACCUCGUUCAUUUUGUGCUCGCGUUCUUGGCAUGGUGUGGGCUGGUUUUGCUAUGAUCAUUGUGGCCAGUUACACUGCCAACUUGGCCGCAUUUCUCGUCUUGGAUAGACCGGAAUCCUCCAUAUCGGGGAUUGACGAUAUGAGGCUCCGAAAUCCGCAGAAGGAUUUUACCUUUGGCACGGUUCGAGGAAGUGCGGUGGACAUGUACUUCAAGCGACAAAUGGAAUAUUCCACAAUGUACCGGGUGAUGCAGUCCUACAAUCGUGCAAGCGUGGAAGAAGCAGUAGAGGCUGUGAAGAGUGGUGCUCUGAAAGCAUUCAUUUGGGAUUCGCCACGACUGAAUUUUGAGGCUGCGUCAAAUUGUGACUUGAUCACGGCGGGUGAAGUGUUUGGUCGCAGCGGAUACGGUCUGGCAAUGAAGAAGGGUAACCCUUGGUUGGAGGAACUUUCUCAGGCUGUUUUGAAUUUCCACGAGAGAGGUUUUAUGGAGAAACUUGAUUCUGUCUGGAUCCACGUGAACGCUGACGACUGUGAACGUACCGAGUCUAGUCCGGCCACUCUGGGUUUGACCAACAUGGCCGGUGUGUUUAUCAUGGUUGCUGCGGGAAUCAUUAGUGGAGUCUUUAUCACAUUCGCUGAAAUCGCGUGUGCGAAGAAACGGCGAACGGAUGAACAUCACUCUCAUUUGGCAUUGAAUGCCGUUCAUAUGUGGCGGGAAAAUGUUCGAGUGGGUCCUGUCCGUAUGAAUUUCUAUUAG
Molecule: messenger RNA, 2994 nt
Organism: Opisthorchis viverrini
Lineage: Eukaryota; Metazoa; Platyhelminthes; Trematoda; Opisthorchiida; Opisthorchiidae
Exons: 12
Coding region: 1-2994 (997 amino acids)
Biological process (GO): monoatomic ion transport
Cellular component (GO): plasma membrane
Molecular function (GO): glutamate-gated receptor activity
Source: RefSeq, a predicted model, not a curated record